Molecule: messenger RNA, 1650 nt
Organism: Miscanthus lutarioriparius
Lineage: Eukaryota; Viridiplantae; Streptophyta; Magnoliopsida; Poales; Poaceae
Source: the annotation of a GenBank genome assembly
AUGAUAUGGUCUGCUGCUAAACUUCCGCAUGAUGCAUAUCAACUUCUUGCAGUGCCUCCUCCUAUAAGUGGCAUUCUUGUGAUCUGUGCCAAUUCGAUCCAUUAUCAUAGUCAGUCCACAUCUUGUUCACUUGCCUUGAACAGUUUCUCGUCGCAGCCUGACGGAAGCCCAGAAAUUCUUAAGACAAGUUUUCACAUUGAGCUUGAUGUAGCUAAAGCAACAUGGUUAUCCCAUGACAUUGUGAUGUUUUCAUCAAAGAAUGGAGAAAUACUAUUACUAACAGUGGUUUAUGAUGGGCGAGCUGUGCAAAGAUUAGAUCUUAUGAAAUCCAAAGCAUCUGUUCUUAGUUCGGGUGCUACAACUCUUGGAAGUUCGUUCUUCUUUCUUGGCAGUCGUCUGGCAGAUAGCCUUCUUGUGCAAUUUUCCUGUGGCAUGCCAACAUCAGCUCUGUCUGAUCUAACAGAUGAGUCUGCUGAUAUUGAAGGUGAUCUGCCUUUCUCAAAGCGCCUGAAGAGGAUUCCCUCUGAUGUUCUACAAGAUGUUACCAGUGUUGAGGAACUUUCUUUUCAUAACAAGACAGUGCCAAAUAUUGUAGAUUCAGCACAUAAGAUCUCAUUUGUUGUGAGAGAUGCUCUGAUCAAUGUUGGUCCUCUGAAAGAUUUUGCAUAUGGUUCAAGAACUAAUGCUGAUCCCAAUGCAGCAGGCAUUGCGAAGCAAAGCAAUUAUGAGCUGGUGUGUUGUUCUGGGCAUGGAAAAAAUGGAACACUCUCGGCCCUUCAACAAUCUAUCCGUCCAGAUUUAAUUACCGAGGUGAAAUUACCAAGUUGCACAGGUAUUUGGACAGUUUACUACAAGAGUUCUCGUGGAAAUACAGCUGACAAUAAUGAAUAUCAUGCUUAUUUGAUAAUAAGCCUAGAAAGCCGCACAAUGGUACUUCAGACAGGUGAUGAUCUAGGAGAAGUCACUGAAACAGUUGACUAUAAUGUUCAAGCAAGCUCAAUUGCUGCUGGUAACUUGUUUGGGAGGCGCCGUGUCAUACAGGUAUAUGCCAAGGGUGCUCGUGUGCUUGAUGGUUCCUUCAUGACACAAGAGCUAAACUUUUCUAUGCAUACUUCAGAAUCGUCAUUGAGUUCUGAGCCUCUUGCAGCUGCAUCUGCUUCAAUUGCAGAUCCAUAUGUUCUUUUGAAAAUGGGUGAUGGAUCCAUUCGACUUCUCAUAGGAGGCCUCCCUGCUGGCUCCUCCCCUUCGGGUACCUUCGGCGGAGUCAACCCUGGUUCACUUGGUGUCUCGCCAGCUGCCACUGUGACUCCUGUCACACCAGUGCUGGCUGAGCCCGUGGACUUGCCAGGUCCUUACCAGCCCCUUCCUGCGCCACGCGCAGCCUCAGCUCCCUCGGCGGAACAUCACAAUGCCCCUGCUGCUGCUGCUGCUCCACCGGCUCCCCCUGUUGUGCCCCCUGUGCGCACCAUCACUCAUGUCUACACCCGGCGUCACCCAACUCGUGUUCCUCCAGUUGCUGCUGAUUCUGGGCUGUCACAAGGUACUCCAGCUACUGCAGAUUCUGGGCUGUCACAAGGUACUCCGGGUGCUGCUAAUUCAGGGCUGACACACGGUCCUUCGUUUGCUGCUGCUACUGUUACAUUGCCCUAG